UCAUGCUGCUGCUACUGCUCAUCUCUCUGCUCCUGGUCUCCCCGGUGGCGCCGUCCCAUUACAUGGCGUCCAUGUCCAAGGUCCAAUUCAAGGGAAAAGAUGACGAUGGAAACUGGCUGGUAAAGAUUGGUCUUUUGUCCUGUUCAUUUGGAGUGUUUUUACUGUUUUAUUGAAGAAACCAGCCACUUGGUGGAGUCCAAGUGUGUGUGUAGGAUAUUUUAUCAGUGUGGUGCGAGAUGUCAUCGUGAUCAAAUGACGGAUAUACUGUAUGCAGAUGUUUUCUUAUAUGCUAUUUAUAUUCAUAGGUGAUGAGUAACAUUAUUACUAUUAAAAAAUGACAUCACAAAGUAAAAGGGCUAAAACAAAGGAGGUCUAUCUCUGGGGAAUCACACUGCUUGUUGAGAAGCUGAAUAAUAAUAAUAUAUACAUAAACGAUGAAUUAAUCUCAAUUAAUCGCAGUUUAAUCGCAUAACAAUAUUUGCCGCAUUUUUCAAUUUGAAUGAAUUUGGUAUAUUAGUGAAAUUAAUGAUGGACCCAUACACACAUUUAAAUAGCAAAAUAUUGUUUAUUUUGCAUCAGUUUGACAGUAGCACCAUAAAUCACAAUGGUGGCUAUAUUCAAGUUUUUAUAUCACCUUAUUUAAACUAAAGCUCUUUUAAUAUUUGUAUAACAAUUUAAAUUUUAUAUUCAGAGUAGUGGAAACCCUGGCCAUUGUGUAGGGAAAAACAUCCCUGAACAAAAGCAAACAGCAGAUGCUUUUGUUUGCUUUGGUUCAGGGACGAUUCCUCCAUGUUUGUUGUUGUUGUUCUCAUCCUAGCUGCCACGUGUCUUGUGCAUCAGACCGAAGCUUUCAGCAGGUGAUCCAUCACCAAAGACAGACCUUCGAGUACUGCAGCUGGGAGUCCUGGAAUUGCUUCCAGGGGAACUGUGGCUCCACGUUAACACCAAAUAGUGGCAUAAUAGACCAAAGCUCCACCGAUCCUGACGACGACAGACAUUGGUGUGAAAAUGAAAAAAUCUAUCCGAGAGUGCUUGAAGCUGACCUUCCAUUCACCUUGAGGGUGAGGACCUGCUGUUGGAUCGACACACAAAACGAUCUCGAUGACAUGACAUUCCUGGCCACAGUGGAUCUGGGAGAAAGAUCUGACACGACUAAACCUAACGACUCACCAGACAUCUGCAUCCUACCGUACUUACGAGUUCCCCAAAACUGCCCUCGGUCUUUCCAGAUUCACACUUUGGAUCCUGAAGGAGACGCGGUCCGUUGCAGAUACGGCAAACGAGGAACCGACGAGUGCUACGAUUGUUUGCAAAACAGCGGAUUUGUAUUACACGAGGACACGUGCGUACUGGAUUACCAGCAGGCUUCAAGUAACACUGACCCUGUUGGUUUUGAGUUGGUGGUAGAAGAGUACCCUCAACAGGAAAUUACACUGUCUUACACCGACGGAGCCAGCAAAACUAGGUGUCCCCAUGGGUCAACCAACCCCACGCCCCCAUGCUCCAACACUGACCCACUUAGCAGACACUCACUGCAGCUUGUAGUGAAAGUUGACCCAGCAGUUUCGACUUGCACAGCGGGUGAAUUCAUCCCAGCAUUGUUGAGCCCAACUCCAGAUGACGGGGAUCACAUCACGGCUGAGGUCGACAAAGAGUUGGAGAUCCUCAUCGAAGCAAAUGCACAGCAGUCCACAGUCCACGACGUCAUCUUUAGCGGACAUCAGAAUUUCACUAAACACAAAACCACCAGCCAAGGAUUUGCUCUGAGGUGGACCCCCAUCAUUGAAAAUAAGGAUGAAGUCUUUACAUUUUGCUUUGCUGUGGAGUCCCUCGCCGGGUCUCGGGUGUUUCAUUCUGAAAUGAGAUGCGUCAUCAUAGACGUCAUUCAUAAAAUCUUGCAUGUAGCCGUGUCCUGCAGUCCAAGCACGAUGACCGUCGCCGUCCAUAAAAACCUCCCUGGCAUCUCUGAGGAACACUUUGCCCUCACAGACCCAACAAAUGCAGUCUGCAGCCUCUUGACGCACUCGAACAACACUCACAUCAUCGCCAGCUUCCCGCUCAACUCCUGCGGAACUGAGAUCGAGGAAGACAACGAAAAUCUGCUUUUCAAGAACACUCUAACUGCGGUAGACCAACCCGGAGAGGUCAUCUCUCGGAAGGACCUGGUGCACUUGGACUUCCACUGCAAGUACAGCAAACACGGGGUUGUGUCUCAGGGAUUUUCGUCUCACCGGGAGAGCGUCACUGUGUCAGAGGAAGGCUUCGGUACAUUCAUCUACCAGUUCGAGUUCUAUGAAGACAACAGCUUCACCACCAAGAAGGAUCCAUCUUUGUACCCUCUGGAGUACGAGAUUGGCUCCAAGAUCUACAUGCAGAUUGACACCACUUCAGCCAUUAACACUGAGCUGUUUGUCGAGUCCUGCAAAGCUUCACCGUAUGACAACCCCAACUACACGCCGACCUACUCCAUCAUUGAGAACGGAUGUAACGUGGACUCGACGGUGGUGGUCAGUCCCACGCCACAUUCGAAGCAGUUCAGAUUCUUCAUGGAUGCCUUCAGGUUCAUUGGAGUGCAUGAGCAGGUCUACAUCAGCUGCUCAGUCCUGGUCUGUGAAGUCGGGAACGCAAACACCCGCUGCUCCCAAGGCUGCAUCACCCCUAAAGUCAGAGUCCAACCCAAAGCUAAACCCAGAGCCAAAGACAAAGCCAAGGCCAAGGCCAAAGCCAAAAUCCAGGCCAAAGCCCAUAACAUCAGCAAACGAGAGGCAGACUUCCAGACUUCAAGGCAUUUCAUCUCUCAGGGCCCUCUCCGCCUCAAGAGGUCAGCAGAGGUCGCCACAGCCCCAGAUAUGAACCUGAAUCUCAACCUGAACUUGGUCUUCAUCGUUGGGGCUCUUCUCGCGGCCGUGGCCACGGUGAGCGUGACGUCCUACCUGAAGAGAAGGAUCUCUUACGUCAAAUAUCAACAGCUCUCCAGCUCUGAAUUGUAAUCUGCUUCGAGCUGCACUGACUCGCUUCACUGCGCGAUUGACACAACUUCCUCUUACGUGAUCGGGCUCGCAGUUCUGCUGUGAUCGGGGCAUCAUCCAGAUUAUAGGGGCGCUGCCCUUAUUCUACUCAACGGAAGGGUUUGGAUUCAUUCACUUAUCUAUAGAAAACCAAUCAUCUCCUCCAUUUUCAAUAGUGAAUCAUGUUUUUAAACUUGAGGUUUGGGGAUUGUUUGCUUCCGUUCAGUUGAUUUGACAAGAAGUACGGUAAUAAAGCGAUUCCACAGAGUGGAGCAUGUUUUCAUGAGUCGGCUGCUUUUUACCGGUGCAUCAUACAAUAAAUGAACUGUGUUUUUACUCUGCGUGAUGCACCGCCACGUACGAGAGCGCUUCUCUACAAUCUGAAUGAAUGUAUUCUGACCUAUAUGUGAUAUUAAGUCUUCGCUGCUUACAUGACGCGAAAAGAUCCCUGAUAGCAAAAUGUUUCUGGCCUGGAAGUGGGUUGGAUGUGGGCUCCUUUACGGAUCCGGGCUUCAUGCUGGGACUCAUUGUAUGGUAUUGAAAACUUGCAUCCCAAAACUUCUUUGGAUCAGAGAAGUGACAAAUAGUGUCAGUACUUUGA
Messenger RNA from Synchiropus splendidus (mandarinfish), 3609 nucleotides. RefSeq lists its product as uncharacterized. Bases 753 to 2990 code for a protein of 745 amino acids. The record is from RefSeq and is a predicted model, not a curated record. The transcript has 13 exons. Lineage: Eukaryota; Metazoa; Chordata; Actinopteri; Syngnathiformes; Callionymidae.